AUGGGCGCAGGAGCCUUCAUAGAACCGCUUGUGGUAGUCACCCUACUCUUCGGUGGUACAUGGGUAAAUCGAAACACAGAAUAUCGUCUCUUCGGUCGACGGAGAGUGUAUCAAAACUCGCCGCGCUCAAGUUCUCCAGAUUCCGGUCGAUCUAGUCCGUCGUCCAGCGCAUCACUUCUAGCCAACGUCGACGAGGAACCAAAAUGGAGGAAGCGCGAGGUUGUAGUUCUGGGCAUGAGGAAGGAUGUCAUGAGCCCGAAUACUAGACGAUUCAAGGAUUAUUUCCUCAGUCGAUUGCUACAGAAGUUUCCCUUCCUUGUGGAAGCUUGGUAUUGGGCACUUAUCUACUGGGUGUACCAACUAGGUCGCGCAUUCUCGGCCGUGACAAUGGUCGAAGGCACCGUAAACGUCGCUCGUCGCCACGCUCUCCAACUCAUCCACCUCGAACAGAAGUUGCACAUUUUCUUCGAACUCGACGUCCAAGCAUGGUUCCUGAAGCAUCCCUUCCUCCUCCACUGGACGAACCGCACAUACUCUUUCAUCCAUAUUCCAGGUACAAUCUUGUUCCUAGUAUGGCUUUUCUACUACACCACAACGCGCAACCGCAUCGAUCUUCCCCUCCACAACAAGCCAAUGGGCGAGGCAGAUGGCAGCCCUGCAGGCCCAAAGCUGUAUGCUGCGAGGCGCAGGACGAUGGCUACUUGCAAUCUGAUUGCUUUCAUCGUCUUCACACUGUGGCCAUGCAUGCCGCCCCGUCUUCUCUCCGACCCCGAGGUUCCCGGCUCGGUAGGCAAAGAAGCGCGCAGCUUCGGUUUCGUCGACACUGUUCACGGCGCCGAAGGCGAGAGCAGCGUAUGGACACAAAACAAGUUCUGUAACCAAUAUGCUGCCAUGCCUUCGCUCCACUUUGGAUACUCGCUACUCAUCGGCCUCACCAUCAUGUCAAUCCCGCUUGCGCCUCAGCAUCGCCGGUCUCGCACUGUCGCGCUCACAAUGGGUCUGCGCAUGCGCAUUCCCUCGCCUCGUCGCAUACUCUGCAUCUUCCUGGGUGUCGCAUACCCCGCUAUCAUCCUUGUAGCUAUUGUAGCUACAGCGAACCAUUUCAUCCUUGAUGCUGUGGCUGGUGCCAUGGUCUGCGGAUUAGCAUGGACUGGCAAUAGAGUAUUGUUGAACUUGCUACCACUAGAGGACUAUUUCCUAUGGUGCGUACGUAUUCACAAGCCUGCGCGAAAGGCCGUUCACUGGGAUGGUGAUGAUGAUGAUAAUGACUACGACCAUAAGAGAUUUGGCGGUAAGGGCGUCAUUGUUGAUUAG
Alternaria atra is the source of this 1314-nucleotide messenger RNA. RefSeq lists its product as uncharacterized. NCBI's taxonomy places the organism in Eukaryota, Fungi, Ascomycota, Dothideomycetes, Pleosporales, Pleosporaceae. Bases 1 to 1314 code for a protein of 437 amino acids. Gene Ontology annotation, biological process: inositol phosphoceramide metabolic process; sphingolipid biosynthetic process. Gene Ontology annotation, cellular component: inositol phosphoceramide synthase complex. The transcript is spliced from 2 exons. The record is from RefSeq and is a predicted model, not a curated record. Gene Ontology annotation, molecular function: inositol phosphoceramide synthase activity.